AUUCAGCUGGCAGACUUUUACCUUCUUCAGCCACUGUCACCAAAGCCCAGAGUCUUCAGCACCAUGGUCAGCAGCAGGAUGCUGCUCCUCAGCGCCUCCUGUUGGUUGCUCGUAGCUUUGGGGAGCUGUGAGGAGCAGAUGGAGGAGCGGUCGCCUGAGUAUGAAGCCUUCAAAACUCAAGAGGAGAAGGAGCUGAUUGAAGCUCUGCAGGAAGUUCUGGAGAAGCUGAGGAACAAACAGCUGCCCUCGUCAGAGAAAAAGCUGGGCUGGCUUCCACCUUGUAAUACAAGUGAGCAGUGUGCAGUGCGGAAAGGCGCCAGGGUCGGGAAGCUGUGUGGAUGUCCCAGAGGGAUGGAGUGUGACUUCAGCAUCCUCAAGUGUCUGUAGGGCUCCACAUUUAAAGCUGUUGAUGAUCCAAAAAGAAAAUAAAGUUUU
Oryzias latipes (Japanese medaka) is the source of this 435-nucleotide messenger RNA. RefSeq names its product cocaine- and amphetamine-regulated transcript ch4. Gene Ontology annotation, biological process: positive regulation of MAPK cascade; cellular response to starvation; G protein-coupled receptor signaling pathway. The record is from RefSeq and is marked provisional. Gene Ontology annotation, molecular function: neuropeptide hormone activity. Lineage: Eukaryota; Metazoa; Chordata; Actinopteri; Beloniformes; Adrianichthyidae.